ACAAUUUGGCCAUAAGAAAUUCAGUGUUGGCCUGUGUUGGAAUGAGGACAAGAAGCUUAAAAAACCAUGUUAUUUUAAAGACCACCAAAGGCAACAUUGACAAGGCAAAUUAAAGCCCUUCAAACAUAAAAAUUUCAAGCAAGCAAAGAAAAGAAUUCACAGCCCUCUCCUCUUAUUCUUCAUUAUUUCUCUCUAUAUCUAUCGUCUCCUCAGUACUCAACUUUGAAUAAUAAGGCAUCUCCUUCAUCUCCAUGGCAACAUUUUCCAAGAGUAUUUCCAUAAUUCAUGUUUUUCUUCUGUUUUCUCUCACUUCCUCAGGAGUGAACUCUUUUGGAAUCAAUUAUGGGCAAGUUGCCGAUAAUUUACCUUCACCGGAAAAGGUCCUAGAUCUCUUGAGUGCUCUUAAGCUCACAAAAACAAGAAUUUAUGACACAAAUCCGCAAAUUUUAAUGGCAUUUGCCAACUCCAACGUCGAACUUAUUGUCACAAUCGAAAACGAAAUGUUGGCGGUUGUGAUGGAUCCUCAACAAGCGCUUCAAUGGGUCAGCACCCACAUCAAGCCAUAUGUUCCGGCCACAAAGAUCACCGGUAUCGCCGUCGGAAAUGAGCUCUUCACUGGAGAUGACUCAUCGCUUCUGCAGUACCUUGUUCCAGCCAUUGAGAGCAUCCAUGGUGCCCUAGUUCAAUUAGGCCUUGAUAAGUACAUUCAUGUUUCAACUCCAAGUUCUUUAGCAGUUCUUGAACAAUCAUUCCCUCCUUCAGCCGGUAGUUUCAAAAGCGAAGUCGCCGGCGUCAUGUCGCAACUUUUACAGUUCUUGUCUACCACCAAGGCGCCAUUUUGGAUCAAUGCAUAUCCAUAUUUUGCAUACAAAGGUGACCCCAAUAGUAUUUGCUUGGACUAUGUGCUUUUUAAUCCUAAUGCAGGCAUGGUGGAUCCUUACACAAAGCUGCACUAUGACAACAUGCUUUAUGCUCAAGUAGACGCCGUCAUUUUCGCAAUAGCUAGACUGGGUUACGGUGGGAUUGAAGUUAGGGUUUCAGAGACAGGGUGGCCAUCAAAAGGUGACGCUGAUGAAGUUGGUGCAUCUGUUGAAAAUGCAGCAGUUUAUAACAAGAACUUGUUGAGAAGGCAAUUGAGGAAUGAGGGGACACCAUUGAGGCCUAAUAUGAGGCUUGAAGUUUAUCUGUUUGCUUUGUUCAAUGAAGACAUGAAGCCUGGACCAACUUCAGAAAGAAAUUAUGGACUUUAUCGGCCCGAUGGCACCAUGGCUUACAAUGUGGGGCUCUCUGCCCUUUCAACUUCUUCAUCUUCAACUUCAUCUGCCUCCAUCUUUCUCACUUCUUCUGCAACGAAGGCAACAACCAGGGAAAAUCAAAGCAUGGUGAACUGGAUGUUUGUGUUUUUGCUGAGUUUCCAAGCUUUAAUCGUGAGAAGACCAUAUUAAGCAUAUGGAGUUUCAUGUAAAUAUUACUUUUUGGUAAGACAAAUUAAUUUGGGUAAAGGCCAAAGGUCUCCAUCCCCAUUUGCACAAGUUUAUAACCAAACCUCAAAGUAUAUUGAUGCAUGAACUGAAGCCUUCCUCAAGGCCAUAACCCUUCACAAACACGAGAUUCAACCGGGCGUUCGCUGUCUCAAAUCAGAAAACGUAUGAGCUCGAACUUGACAAGAGCUAGCCUAGUUUUCUAAUUCGAUACAAGGAAAAAAAACAUCGAUCCAUCCAUUAUUAUUAUUCUUAAAUUAUAUUCUCAUUAUUGUAAUUAUAUUGUUAGUUUAUCAUCAUAUGCUAUGUAAAAAUUUUCUAAUUUGAUUAAAGAGUAGUACAAGGCUGAUUCAUGACCUUAUUGAUUACAAGGAAAGCCGUGUACUUUUGAACGUGGAAUCCAUAACAUGUUUAUAUAUAAA
Mangifera indica (mango) is the source of this 1903-nucleotide messenger RNA. RefSeq names its product glucan endo-1,3-beta-glucosidase 11. Gene Ontology annotation, molecular function: hydrolase activity, hydrolyzing O-glycosyl compounds. The transcript is spliced from 3 exons. The record is from RefSeq and is a predicted model, not a curated record. Lineage: Eukaryota; Viridiplantae; Streptophyta; Magnoliopsida; Sapindales; Anacardiaceae. Gene Ontology annotation, cellular component: plasma membrane. Bases 252 to 1445 code for a protein of 397 amino acids. Gene Ontology annotation, biological process: carbohydrate metabolic process.